AUGUUCCAAUUCUUCAAGUCCCCAUUCUUCCAGUUCGAGUUCCUGCGGCUCCUCGCCAUGACCCCCUUUGAGGGCGGCGAGAUCGCAGAAAUUCUCGACGCUGCGAGCAAAAUCAAAGACCAAGACCCGGAAAGCUGGUACAGCAACUGGGUCGAGGUCGGGACCAAGGUCGAGCAGAUCGCCCAGGAGGCCGAAAGCACGGGUGACCGCGUCGCCGCGCGACGGGCAUACCUACGUGCAUCGAACUACCUGCGCGCCGCGCAGUUCAUGCUCAACGAAGGCCCCCUCGGCCACGACAAACGCGUUCUGCCGACAAUCGAGCGCGCCAUUGACGACUUCCGCCGCGGCGUCAAGUACCUCGACGGCGACGUGCACUUCCUUGACAUCCCCUACGAGAACAACGUCAAGCUCCCCGGCUACCUUUACCUCCCGCCGGCGGACAAGCGCCUCCCGCAUGGCCAGAAGACCCCGAUCCUGAUCAACACCGGCGGCGGCGACUCCACCCAGGAGGAAAUCUACUUCAUCAACGCCUCCGUCGGCCCCAGCCUCGGCUACGCCGUGCUCACCUUCGACGGGCCCGGCCAGGGCAUCGUCCUUCGCCGUGACCGGCUGCCCAUGCGCCCAGACUGGGAGGUCGUCGUCGGCCGCGUCCUCGACCACCUCGAGGAGUUUGCCCGCGCCCACCCGGAGUACGACCUCGACCUGGACCAUAUCGGCAUCACGGGCGCCUCCAUGGGCGGGUACUACGCGCUCCGCGGCGCGCUCGACCACCGCAUCGCCGCCUGCAUCAGCGUCGACGGCUUCUACUCCAUGGAGUCGUUCGCGCAGGGCCGCAUGCCCGCGUGGCUGUGGAAGCUCUUCAGCGGCGGGUACCUCUCCGACGGCGUCUUCGACACCGUCAUCGGCGCCAUCUCCGGCUGGACGUUCCAGACGCGCUGGGAGUUCAACCACAUGCGCUGGGCGAUGGGGCGCGCCUCCGACGCCCAGGUCAUCCGCCGCAUGCUGGACUACACCCUCGCCAAACCUGGCGGCGGCGAGUGGCUGCACGAGGUCAAGUGUCCCGUGCUGGUGACGGGCGCGGGGUCGAGCUUUUAUUUUGAUCCCGAGACGACGACGCGCAGGGUCUUGCGGAGCUUGAGCCAUUUGCCUGAGCACAUGAAGGAGGAGUGGGUGGCGAGCGAUGUGGUUUUUGGCGGGUUGCAGGCGAAGAUUGGGGCAUUUGGGUAUUCGAUGCAGAGGACUUUUGCGUAUUUGGAUGGGAAGUUUGGGGUGCAGAGGGAGAGAUUGGUUGUGAAGGAUGCAACUGGGAGAGUGUAUUGA
Aspergillus terreus NIH2624 is the source of this 1320-nucleotide messenger RNA. RefSeq names its product hydrolase psoB (gene psoB). The transcript has a single exon. The coding region runs from base 1 to 1320 and encodes 439 amino acids. Lineage: Eukaryota; Fungi; Ascomycota; Eurotiomycetes; Eurotiales; Aspergillaceae. The record is from RefSeq and is a predicted model, not a curated record.